UUCAUUACGAAUUUUACUAUGAGUAUACGAUAAGUAGAGAACGUACGAUAUUAAUUUUAAUCAUACAGAUUUUCAGAAUUUUUCGCGAUCAGAACAAUUCGAAUUCCUUUUAUACUUUAACAUUCUGGGAAACGACUUAUUCUGUAUUAAAUUUUAUAUAGCGUUAACAAAUGUUUCGAAUGUGACAGACAGCGUAACGAUCCUUAAGGUUAAGUGAUAUUACGCUUUUUUAUAUUGUGAUUUUUUUUUUUUAAACAUUAAAUUAUUUAGAACAAUGCCAGCAUCAAAUUCUAUCAGCGUAGCUGUAAUAUGUUCUAGCAAUAUGAAUAGAAGUAUGGAAGCUCAUGCCUUCUUAAGUAAAAAAGGCUUCAAUGUAAAAUCUUUUGGAACUGGUGAUAAAGUCAAGCUUCCUGGAAAUGCACCUGAUCGUCCUAACAUAUAUGACUUUGGAACUUCUUAUGAUGAAAUCUAUAAUGAUCUUUUAUCAAAAGACAAGCAAUAUUACACACAAAAUGGAUUAUUGCACAUGUUAGAUAGAAAUCGUAGAAUAAAACCUAAACCAGAACGAUUUCAAUUAUCCAAAGAUAAAUUUGAUAUUUUAAUUACUUGUGAAGAACGUGUAUAUGACCAAGUAAUUGAAUGCAUGGAAUCUAGAACUCAAGAAGAUAGUCAACCUGUACAUUUGAUUAAUAUUGACAUUCAGGAUAAUCAUGAAGAAGCUACAGUGGGAUCAUUCCUUAUUUGUGAAUUAGUCACUGUGCUGGCAAAUAGUGAAGACUUAGAUAAUGACAUAGAUGAACUACUUCAUGAAUUUGAAUCAAAAUUUGCAAGAACAAUUUUACAUACAGUACUUUUUUAUUGAAAAGCCUGUUAUAUAACAAGAACUUGGUGUUCACAACUUAACUUAUAAAAGCAGAUUAAAUUAUAAACUAUAAAUGUACCACCACAUUCUCUGAAUCAGAUAAUGUGGAGCGAGUUCCGUUUUAGCAACAAGUAGGAAUUCGAUCCGCGCUUCCUAUUUAACGAAUUAUUGCUUUCCACGGAAAUCGUUU
Messenger RNA from Apis laboriosa (Himalayan honeybee), 1052 nucleotides. RefSeq names its product RNA polymerase II subunit A C-terminal domain phosphatase SSU72 (gene Ssu72). The record is from RefSeq and is a predicted model, not a curated record. Bases 275 to 862 code for a protein of 195 amino acids. Lineage: Eukaryota; Metazoa; Arthropoda; Insecta; Hymenoptera; Apidae. Gene Ontology annotation, molecular function: RNA polymerase II CTD heptapeptide repeat phosphatase activity. Gene Ontology annotation, cellular component: nucleus; mRNA cleavage and polyadenylation specificity factor complex. Gene Ontology annotation, biological process: termination of RNA polymerase II transcription. The transcript is spliced from 4 exons.